GAUGGCUUCUACGUCACAUCCGGUAGGUCCGGUUUGACAUAAAUGCGCAUUUGACGUGCUCGUCACACCUUAAUUUUUUAUAACAAAUAACAUUUGUUAUAAAAUAUAUAUAAUAUUAUAUAUAAGAUAUUAAUAGUUAAUAUUGGUCGAGUGACACUGUCAUUCGAUGGCAGUCUUCCCUUCCAGCUGUUCGCUGUCGUGACCGCUCCAAAGUUCACCAAUGCAGCGUCCCAGUUUGCUGGUCCGACAAUGAGCUGUGUGAGGACAGGAGGACAAGCUGAAGAAUGCUCAGAUUCAGACUUAAAUCUUGGAUCGCCUUGCUGGCUCUGGUACUGCUUGUGCUUAUUGUAACAGUGGUCCUCAAGUUCCUCACCUCAGAGGUCACGGGCGAGAUAGGAGAGCCGUCUCUGGGCGAGAAGGACGCCACAAAAGAGUUCGAGUUGGAGCGCAGCAAGAUGACACAACCCGUCCAAGAGGACAAGGAACUAGGCAAGUUCCCGCCUCCCAACUACUAUCUCCAUGCUUUUUACUACAUCUGGUACGGGAACCCCGCCACUGAUGGCAAGUACAUCCACUGGGACCACCCUCGGCUCCCCCACUGGGAUCCCAAGGUGGCUGAGAAGUAUCCACAAGGCAGACACAGCCCGCCUGAGGACGUGGCGGCCAACUUCUACCCGGCUCUCGGGGCUUACAGUUCCAGGGACCCGGCUGUCAUUAAGGGACACAUGCAGCAGCUUCGUACAGCUGCCAUAGGUGUCAUCGCCGUUUCCUGGUACCCUCCUCACACGAACGACGACAACGGAGAGCCAUUGGACGCCAUCAUGCCUCUGCUGCUGGAUGUGGCUCAUCAGUAUCACAUCAAGGUGUCCUUUCAUAUUGAGCCUUACAGAGGAAGAGAUGAAGUCAACAUGUACACAAACAUCAAAUACAUCAUUGAAAAGUACGGCGACCACCCGGCCUUCUUCAGGUACCGCACCAACACGGGGAAGCUGCUGCCGCUCUUCUACAUCUACGACUCGUACCUGAUGAACUCGGAUCAGUGGGCCAAGCUGCUCAAGCACACCGAGAGCGGCAGCAUCCGCGACACGCCCUACGACGCCAUCUUCGUCGCCCUGCUGGUGGAGGAGAAACACAAGCGGGAGGUGGUGACGGCCGGCUUCGACGGCGUCUACACCUACUUCGCCACCAACGGCUUCUCUUACGGCUCCACCCAGCGCAACUGGGCCGCCAUCAAAGCCUUCUGCGAGGACAACGAGCUGCUGUUCAUCCCCAGCGUGGGGCCGGGCUACGUGGACACCGGCGUGCGGCCGUGGAACUUCCAGAACACCAGGAACCGCGUCAACGGUAAAUACUACGAGACGUCCAUGAGCGCCGCGCUACAGGUGGAGCCCAAUUUUAUCUCUGUGACGUCGUUCAACGAGUGGCACGAGGGCACUCAGAUCGAGAUGGCCGUCCCCAAAAGGGGCCGGACCGUUUAUCAAGACUACUUGCCCAACAAGCCCGACGCCUACUUGGAAAUCAGCCGCAAGUGGGCCGCCAUGUUUAAUGGCGAGCGCAGGAGAUGGCAGGAAUAAUCCCAACUUCCCGGGCGCGGCACCGCUGCUGCCCACUGCUCCCCUCACUUCCCAGGGGGUGAUCAAGGGGAUGGGUCAAAUGCAGAGAAUAGUUUCACCACACCUAAUGUGUGUGUGACAAUCAUUGGUACUUUUUAACUUUAACUGUCAACUUCAUCACUGCUACGUUCCUUACAUUCUGCUUGGUGCUUUUUAGAAGUAAACAAGUAACACAUUUAGAAUGAAAUAUGCACUUCUUAUCAGCAUUCCUUAGUUUCCCUCACCAGAUGAACAAAGUAUAUUUAAUUCUGCCUCGUCUCAAUGCCCAUCCAUCCAUCCAAGGUCGGGUCGCGGGGGCAGCAGCCUAAGCAGGUUUAGACGAGAAUUCCCUCCCCCCAGCCACUUCGUCCAGCUUUUCCCGGGGGAUCCCGAGGCGUUCACAGGCCAGCCGGGAGACAUAGUCUUCCCAACGUGUCCUGGGUCUUCCCCGUGGCCCCCACCGGUUGGACGUGCCCUAAACACCUCCCUAGGGAGGCGUUCGGGUGGCAUCCUGACCAGAUGCCUGAACCACCUCAUCUAUCUCAAUGUCAUCUCACCAAAAAAAAAUAACAUGCAGAAAUAUUGCGGCUUAGUGCUAAUCCACCAAAAUUCGGUCCUUGAAUACAUUGUUCAUUAGAGGAACAGUAACCGCAUUCUACCACUGGGUGUCGCUAUUAUCAGCAUUUUUUUAGUUUCCCUCACCAGGUGAAUAAAGUAUAUUUAAUUCUG
Molecule: messenger RNA, 2321 nt
Organism: Nerophis ophidion (straightnose pipefish)
Lineage: Eukaryota; Metazoa; Chordata; Actinopteri; Syngnathiformes; Syngnathidae
Gene: manea
Product: mannosidase, endo-alpha
Exons: 5
Coding region: 285-1574 (429 amino acids)
Cellular component (GO): Golgi apparatus
Molecular function (GO): alpha-mannosidase activity
Source: RefSeq, a predicted model, not a curated record